AUGGAGAAUUACAUUAUAUCAGAUAAGUAUGAAGAAAUCCCGGCUGAACCAGCUUUCCCCAAAGAAUAUACAACAAAUGUUGCUGUUAUGAAAAUUAAGAAGGGGACGAACUUCCAAAGCAUCAUAAGCUACGUCAUGAAGCUCUUCGCUGAUGAAACUCAUCAAUAUGUUAUAUUCGAAGGAAUAGGAGACGCUGCUGAUAAAUGCAUUUCUUGUGUCGAAGUGUUCAAAAGGAAAUAUGAGAAACUUCUGUAUCAAUGGAACUCGUUAGGAGUAGGAAAAUCUGUAACAUAUUGGAAUCCAUUAAACGAUCAAUUACAAAAAAUACGAGUUAGCGUCGAUACUCCAGUUAUGCAUAUACUUCUUUCAAAAAAUCCUUUCCCUCCUAACUAUGCUUGUGCAAGUAUGCAGACAACAGCAACAGGCGAACGAGGGCCUACUAGAGAGAAUCAGAAUCAGAACAAGAAGAAACCCGUAAACAAACGUCAAACGGAUUCAGGAAGAUCCCCAGGAACUCCUAACAAGUGGGCCAGGCCAUCUAAAGAGCAAUCCAUCCAAAGAAGUAAAGAAAAAGAAAAAAUUCUGAGUGAACUUAGUACAGAUCCUAAUUGA
Auanema sp. JU1783 is the source of this 612-nucleotide messenger RNA. The record is from the annotation of a GenBank genome assembly. Lineage: Eukaryota; Metazoa; Nematoda; Chromadorea; Rhabditida; Rhabditidae.